AACUACACUCACCAGAGGGCAGCUGUCGUCGUUUCCCGUUCGGAGGUUUCGCAAAGCGAAGGCAGAAGUCACUCGAAAAGGAUUAGCCAAGCGCCGAAAUCUUUCUAGAUGUUGGAAUUCGCUGUAAAUGGGCCACUUUAACCAGCACUGACCCACACAGAUUUUUUGCUGCUCUGACGUGCCAUAAAGUGCCAUGGCUAUCCUGUUUGCGGUGGUGGCUCGUGGGACCACUAUCCUGGCCAAACACGCCUGGUGUGGGGGCAAUUUCCUGGAGGUGACGGAACAAAUUUUGGCCAAAAUCCCUUCAGAGAACAACAAGCUGACCUACAGCCAUGGAAGCUACCUGUUCCACUACAUUUGCCAUGACAGAAUCAUAUAUCUGUGUAUUACUGAUGAUGAUUUUGAGAGAUCGCGAGCGUUCACCUUUCUCAGUGAAGUGAAGAAACGCUUUCAAACAACAUAUGGGUCCAGAGCACAGACUGCCCUUCCUUAUGCCAUGAACAGUGAAUUCUCCUCAACACUGGCAGCUCAGAUGAAGCAUCAUUCAGAUCCACGGGGAACAGAUCGCCUCACUGAAACACAGAUGCAGGUGGAUGACUUGAAGGGAAUUAUGGUUCGCAACAUUGAUUUGGUUGCUCAGAGAGGGGAAAAGCUUGAGCUGCUGAUUGACAAGACAGAAAAUCUUGUUGAUUCAUCAGUCACAUUUAAGACUACAAGUCGAAACUUGGCACGAGCAAUGUGUAUGAAGAACCUGAAGCUUUUUGUUCUGAUCUUGUUAGUGUCUUUGGUGAUCAUAUACAUUAUUGUUUCUGCUUCAUGUGGAGGUCUUGCUUGGCCAAACUGUGUCAAAAAAUGAGUGGACUUUGGAGGCCAUGGAGAGAGGGGAACAAAAAGUGAAAGCAUUGGUUUAACGCUGACUUCAAAUGAACAACAUUAAAAGCUAUUACAAUCUAGCUUUAAAUUCAAUGAAAAAUACAAUGGUCCUUCCCAGUGUCCUCUUUAAAUGCACAUCUACAGAUUGCCUUCUGGAGUCCCAAAUAACUACCACAGUUAUGAAUCAAUGGAACUACACUUGUCUUAUGCUUACCCAGUACGCACACCGGGUCAGGCUGAUGUAUUGGUUUGUUGUAUGACCACCUAUCUAUGUAUACAUUCAUGACAUCCAUGGGAAAACCUCACUGUGGACGACAUUGGUACUAGCAAAAUGCCUGGUGGAUGCAAAGAUUUAACACGACUUGCUAAUGUGGGUACCAUAUCAUUACAGUUUCUUGAGUGAGAUAGUCAUUUGCAGUACAUCUUCAAUGAGAAAACCCUUUGUUUUAUUACCAAGCACAGUCUUCAUCAGUAGAUAUGGUAUAAUUAGAAAUGAUUUCACAAAUAAAUUGUAAAUUAUUGUAAUCAAUAUUAAUCUGUUUGAAAGGUGCCAUAGUUAUUUUAAAUUAAGACAGACUUCUCUGGGACUUUUCUCUUUGAAGCAGGUAGGAUCUUUUCUUCAUUAGUCCUUCAUCAGUCAGUAACAUGUAGUGUCUUCAUGUUUAUUCUGUUUAACAAUGCACUUUUACAUUGUAAAUAUGUAUGCUUCCACCCUUGUGGUUUAUAAUUGUGUAAUUAUUAAAUUAUUGUACAUUCAGAUUUCAAUUAAUAAAAUCUGGUCAUAUUAGA
Boleophthalmus pectinirostris (great blue-spotted mudskipper) is the source of this 1662-nucleotide messenger RNA. RefSeq names its product synaptobrevin-like 1 (gene vamp7). Bases 194 to 856 code for a protein of 220 amino acids. Lineage: Eukaryota; Metazoa; Chordata; Actinopteri; Gobiiformes; Gobiidae. Gene Ontology annotation, cellular component: SNARE complex; membrane. Gene Ontology annotation, biological process: exocytosis; vesicle fusion. The transcript is spliced from 8 exons. Gene Ontology annotation, molecular function: SNARE binding; SNAP receptor activity. The record is from RefSeq and is a predicted model, not a curated record.